This is a messenger RNA of Melitaea cinxia (Glanville fritillary), 759 nucleotides long. RefSeq names its product neurotrophin 1-like. Gene Ontology annotation, biological process: regulation of Toll signaling pathway; innate immune response; central nervous system formation. The transcript is spliced from 7 exons. Gene Ontology annotation, molecular function: Toll binding; growth factor activity. NCBI's taxonomy places the organism in Eukaryota, Metazoa, Arthropoda, Insecta, Lepidoptera, Nymphalidae. Bases 51 to 674 code for a protein of 207 amino acids. The record is from RefSeq and is a predicted model, not a curated record. Gene Ontology annotation, cellular component: extracellular region.
GCAUUAUUUAGUAAAGCAUUCAAUAAGUCGCUAAAUAUUCACAAGUGAAGAUGUUUCUGUCGUACAAAUUUGUUACGUUAUUUAUUUUUUUCCAGAUGGUGAGAGGAGAGGAGAAUAUAGUUGGACAAAGAAACGUAGUGCUAAAGCCCAUGGUUAGUGAAGAGUGCCGUAAAAGAGGAAUAUGCGCGGAGGUUGAAAACUAUCCAACUGAAUUAGCAAAACGACUAAUUAGAGAGCUCAGGGAUAGCGGCGCCAUAUUUUCUAAUAUUGAAGAGGCGAAGGAAGACACCUUUCUUACCGACGAGUACCCUAAAAUUACUUUUAGAAUGGACAAGGAUGAAUACGAUGAAGCUGAAAAGCCGGAAGAAACGCCACUCUGUGACUCUACAAGAGCAAUUGAACACCCAACAUAUGCUGAAAAUAAAAACAGUACAUGGCAUUACAUAUUAAAUGACGUUGAAAAGCCGAUUCAAACAUUCUCAGUCGAUCGAUGCAAUUCAGAAAAUUCACCAUGCUCAGAAAAAAUUAAAUUUAUGUCAAACUAUGAGAGUGUGUGCUUCCAGCGAUGGAAUUUAAAGGAAAUGUACUACAUUGAUAAAAAUGAAAAAACUAGUAUAGACUACUUUAAGGUUCCCACUUGUUGCUCCUGUAAAUUACGUCAUAUAAAUAAUUAAAUUAUAAAGUAUUAUUUAUUCUAAUUUAUUUUAGCUAAGUCCAGCCGAGGACAUUUAGAGUAAAUAAAGAAAAUCUGACACAUGA